ACUGACAAGACAUGAAUGAUUUAUUGAGAACAGAUUAUAUCUCAUAUAUUUGAAAAGCAAUAUUUUCAUGUUUUGCCUUCCAUUUUUGUAUAGAAAUCUAAAUAUAUUUACAGGAACAAAUAGUGAAAUAUGAAUUUAGCUUUAAGGCAAGUUCUAACGAGGCAAUCAUUUCGAUUAUGUGACAGAUAUGCGCACAAAAAUGUAGCAAAACAAAUUCCGCUAACCUCACAAUGUUCUGUUAUACAAUACUGUAAAUAUUCUGAUAAUCCAACGGAGUCGCGUAGACUGCCGCAGUUGAUGGAGUUCCCGCCUGUCGUGUGGCCUUCGUUCAUAAAGUUCGUCAAGAAUUGGAUGUUUUCAAAUUUUAUUAUCAGACCUUAUUUUGAUCAAGAAUUCAGUCUCGGCGAAUUUAUAGAAGCUUCGAAGCAUGCAGUUCAGGUUGUUUCAGACGCCUUACAACAAAGCGAUUUCAAGGCAUUGGAAGGUCUGGUGGAGAAGGAUGCGAUCGCUGCAUUGAAAACUGCCGUCUCCAAGCUGUCUGUCUCACAGAGACAAUUACUUGCCAUUGACAAGGAGGAUAUAUUUUAUGCCUUCCCGUACCAGGUGGGAGUUAUGUUUGAUGACUCGGAUAAAAGAUGGGUGGAGAUCACUAUGUGCUAUCAUGUGCUAAGAGGUCUAAAGCACAUGAAGGAGAGUGGGGACCUGCCACCAGUCUCAUUGGGUGUGCAGCCAGAGUACCAGGACAAUAUUUUCAUACUAAACUACAGAUUUAUCAGAGAGUUCACUAAAGGAGUAGAAGACAGUUGGUGGGUGAACAUAGUCAAUCAUUUUCAACCACACACAAUUGUCAAGAAAAUGUAAUAGUAGCAUCACAACUGAUAUAAUGCAGCCUAAGUCCAGUGUUAAAUAAAAUAUAAUUGUUUAAAA
Molecule: messenger RNA, 927 nt
Organism: Manduca sexta (tobacco hornworm)
Lineage: Eukaryota; Metazoa; Arthropoda; Insecta; Lepidoptera; Sphingidae
Product: m-AAA protease-interacting protein 1, mitochondrial
Exons: 4
Coding region: 130-861 (243 amino acids)
Biological process (GO): inner mitochondrial membrane organization; protein insertion into mitochondrial inner membrane from matrix
Cellular component (GO): mitochondrial inner membrane
Molecular function (GO): ribosome binding
Source: RefSeq, a predicted model, not a curated record